Molecule: messenger RNA, 1045 nt
Organism: Branchiostoma belcheri (Belcher's lancelet)
Lineage: Eukaryota; Metazoa; Chordata; Leptocardii; Amphioxiformes; Branchiostomatidae
Exons: 1
Coding region: 111-896 (261 amino acids)
Source: RefSeq, a predicted model, not a curated record
AGCACACGUACGUGAUUUGUGCUCUCAUGAUACCGGGUAUUUUCCAUUCAAUUCGUCCAUUUUUGUCGAUUGUUUAAGGCAUAUUGCCACUGUCUGCUCAUCUGAAUCCAAUGCCGGAUAAACAGCAGUCGAAAAGGAGACGGAGACGUACCACGGAGAAGUCUUUGGGUCAAGAAUCAGAAGUGGACAACAUGGAGUCGACCCAGGUGUCUAUGAGUGCUAUCUCAGCCCAGCUAAGGGAAUUCGCGGCAAAGACGUCAGCAAGCUUCGAGAAGUUAAACGUCGCAAUCUGUACCCUAAGUGACGACAUGAAGUCGCUACGUGAGGAGGUGGUUUCUGUAAAACAGAGCGUUUCCUUCGCUCAUGAAGAGAUCGGCGAGUUAAAAAAGGAAACUACUUCUAGUAUCGCGAAGCUGGAAAAGCGUGUUAACGAACUAGAGGGCAAGCUUUUGCUGUCGGAGCUUUAUUCCAAGAAGCAGAACCUUCUUUUCUGGGGAAUUACUGUGGAAAAGGAGGAGAACGUCAUCGAGAAGGUCUAUAAAUUCAUGGAGGAAAAGUUGGGGAUGCAGAAUGUCAGAGGCAUUCACUUGGUAAACGUCCACCGGCUUCCAAAAAUGCGCGGUAACCCGAUUAUCUGCAAGUUUGUCUCGAUGUUGGAUCGAGACAAGGUUCUGAAGCACGCCUAUGGUUUGCCACCUAAGUCUGGCGUUGGUGUCAGUGUCCAUCUGCCCGUCCCCAUUCAAAAGGCGAAGGAGCAGUUCCGUGACGCGUUUCGUGACGCAAAGACGAAGGAUUUGAAGCCUAAGUUUAAGAUCGACGGCGUCACAGUGUACCUCUGUAUUGCUGGUGGAGCCAUGUUCAAAACGCCUGAGGAGUACUUCAACCUUCCAUCUUAGGUGACUGUAUGCCUGAACUUGAUUUCUGUAGUGAACUUUUGUUACAUUUUCCUUCAUUAAAACCCGGUAUUAUAAUGGUUCUGAUCCGCCAGUCUUUUGACCAUUGUUAUUAUGUUAUUAUGGUCAAAUGAUGUGAUUACCUUCUUAGU